UACGGCAUAGAGUGUGCUCCCAUUGGCUGCAGUUCGUCUAGCUCCUCUCGCUCCAUCGUCUCGGAUGCAGCAGGGGAGCUAUAGCUACUAGCUGGCUGGCCGGGGGAGGGCGUCGGAUAAAAGCAAGGGAACAAGGGAUGGUCCAAAGAAAGCUUUGGCCGCGCUGCCAUCUCGCCUAAAUAAAACUCUCCCCCACGCUCACCCCACUCCUCCACCACCAGCCAAAUGCUCCUCUCCUCUUCCUCCUCCUUCCUCACUGGCUCAGCUCCACUGUAAAGAAGAACUCAUCAGCAGAGCUCCCUGUACACACUGCGGCGCUCAGCUCAGCUGCUGAGCUGAGCUUAGUACGUGAGUGAGGUUCAAGCCGCCGAUUGAUCAAGUAAAGCAAGAAACAGAGGAAGAGAGAGCUCGGAGAAGAUGAUUACGGCGGCGGACUUCUACCACGUGAUGACGGCGGUGGUGCCGCUGUACGUGGCCAUGAUCCUGGCCUACGGGUCCGUCAAGUGGUGGCGCAUCUUCACGCCCGACCAGUGCUCCGGGAUCAACCGCUUCGUGGCGCUCUUCGCCGUGCCGCUCCUCUCCUUCCACUUCAUCUCCAGCAACAACCCGUACACCAUGAACCUCCGCUUCAUCGCCGCCGACACGCUGCAGAAGCUCAUGGUGCUCGCCAUGCUCACGGCCUGGAGCCACCUCUCCCGCAGCGGCUCCCUCGAGUGGACCAUCACGCUCUUCUCCCUCUCCACGCUCCCCAACACGCUCGUCAUGGGGAUCCCCUUGCUCAAGGGCAUGUACGGGGACUUCUCCGGGUCCCUCAUGGUCCAGAUCGUCGUGCUCCAGUGCAUCAUCUGGUACACCUUGAUGCUCUUCAUGUUCGAGUACCGUGGCGCCAGGAUGCUCAUCACGGAGCAGUUCCCGGAUACUGCUGGAGCCAUCGCGUCCAUUGUUGUUGACCCGGAUGUGGUUUCGCUUGAUGGACGGAGGGACGCCAUUGAGACGGAGGCAGAGGUGAAGGAGGACGGGAAGAUCCAUGUCACCGUGCGCCGGUCGAACGCGUCCAGGUCGGAUGUUUACUCGAGGAGAUCCAUGGGGUUCUCGAGCACGACGCCGCGGCCGAGUAAUUUGACCAACGCCGAGAUCUACUCGCUGCAGUCGUCCAGGAACCCCACGCCCAGAGGGUCGAGCUUCAACCACACGGAUUUUUACUCCAUGGUGGGGAGGAGCUCGAACUUUGGUGCGGCGGAUGCUUUCGGGGUAAGGACGGGCGCCACGCCGAGGCCGUCCAACUACGAGGACGACGCGCCGCCGAAGCAGCCGGCGCAGGGCAAGUACCAGAUCCCGGGUGCCGCGAUUAAUGGCGCGGCGGCGGGGCAGUACCCGGCGCCGAACCCGGCGGUGGCGGCGCCCAAGAGGAAGGUGGCCACGGCGAACGGGCAGGGCAAGGGCGGCGGCGAGGACUUGCACAUGUUCGUGUGGAGCUCCAGCGCGUCGCCCGUGUCGGACGUCUUCGGCGGCGGCGGCGGUCCGGACUACAACGACGCGGCGGCAGCCAAAUCUCCCCGCAAAAUGGAUGGAGGAGCCAAGGAGAGGGAGGACUACGUGGAGCGCGACGAGUUCAGCUUCGGGAACAGGGGCGGCGCGAUGGAGAGGGACGCGGAGGCCGGCGACGAGAAGGCCGCUGUGGGCGGCGGUAAUGGCGGUGCAGCGGCGGCGGCGAUGCCUCCGACGAGCGUGAUGACGCGGCUGAUCCUGAUCAUGGUGUGGCGCAAGCUCAUCCGCAACCCCAACACCUACUCCAGCCUCAUCGGCCUCAUCUGGUCGCUCGUCUGCUUCAGGUGGAACUUCGAGAUGCCGGCAAUCGUCCUCAAGUCCAUCUCGAUCCUGUCGGAUGCAGGGCUCGGAAUGGCCAUGUUCAGUCUCGGGCUGUUCAUGGCGCUGCAGCCCCGGAUCAUCGCGUGCGGGAACAAGGUGGCGACGUACGCCAUGGCCGUGCGCUUCUUCGCCGGCCCGGCCGUCAUGCUCGCCGCCUCCUUCGCCGUCGGGCUCCGCGGCACGCUCCUGCACGUCGCCCUCGUCCAGGCAGCGCUGCCUCAGGGCAUUGUCCCCUUCGUCUUCGCAAAGGAGUACAGCGUGCACCCUGACAUUCUCAGCACAGCGGUCAUAUUUGGCAUGCUCAUCGCCUUGCCCAUCACGCUCGUCUACUACAUCGUGCUCGGGCUCUUCUGAGCAUCGCCGCUCCGCGUCGAUCGGCGGCGUGUAAAGGAUCGAUCGCUGCCGCUGCAGCAAGUCCAGGAGCAGCGGCAGCGUCCAGCAGAAGAGGAGGCGCCACAGGAGGAAUUCGUAGAGCUAUAAACGAGGGGGGCUUCAUUUCUUCUUCCUCUGAUUCUCUCUUUCUCUAGAACAACACGAACGGUAGCUUAGGUAGGACAAUGGCGAGUCAAGACUCGAAAGGGCAGGUGCAAGUACAAAAGCUUUGGGGGGCGGGGGACAGGGGAUCGAUCCGGUUCAAGGUUGUCGCAGGCAGAAUGGGUUCGGUGCUGAAAUUAAGGGGUUGGUUAGCGAGUUUUGGUUGGCUACUCUGACCCUCUGUAAACUGGAUGAUGAUGCUAUUCUGAUUGAUAACCGAGAGAUAUCAUCAUCGGCCUUGUGUUUGCUCGUU
This is a messenger RNA of Brachypodium distachyon (stiff brome), 2656 nucleotides long. RefSeq names its product auxin efflux carrier component 1a. Gene Ontology annotation, biological process: auxin export across the plasma membrane; auxin polar transport. The coding region runs from base 418 to 2223 and encodes 601 amino acids. The record is from RefSeq and is a predicted model, not a curated record. Gene Ontology annotation, cellular component: plasma membrane; endoplasmic reticulum. Gene Ontology annotation, molecular function: auxin efflux transmembrane transporter activity. Lineage: Eukaryota; Viridiplantae; Streptophyta; Magnoliopsida; Poales; Poaceae. The transcript has 6 exons.